AUUGCCUCUCACACGACCCCAAGCAAAGGACGAUGGCUCUUGAAAUCGCGGCUGCCAUUACACUCGGCAUUACCAGUUUGGUUCUACUGGUCUAUCUAUAUUUGACCCGGAACUAUUCUUAUUGGAAGAAGCGUGGCAUAGCCGGUCCUGAGCCGGUGCCAGUUUUUGGUAACUUAAAAGACACGGCACUGAGAAGAACUACCUUCAAUGAGCUUUUUAAGAAUUUUUACGACUCCUACCCUGAAAGCAAAGUGGUCGGAAUCUACCGCGCCUGGCACCCCACCAUCGUGGUCAGGGACUUGGACGUGCUCAAGCACGUGAUGAUUAGGGAGUUCGACAACUUCUCAGACCGUGGCUUCAGCUUCAGCAACAAGGGCCUCGGCUUCAACCUCUUCAACGCCGAAAGCGACGACUGGCGGGUACUACGCACUCGGCUCUCCCCCAUGUUCACUACUGGAAAACUCAAGAACAUGCUCUACUUGAUCACUGAACGCGCUGACAAGUUUCUGGACUUCCUCGGCCCGGCUGUGGAGAAAUCCCCAGAACAGAACGUCCACACCCUUGUACAAAGAUUCACUAUCGCCAACAUUGGUGCCUGCGCGUUCGGCAUUGACAUCGACAUAAACGACGUGGACAACGUCUUCGAUACUUUAGACAAUCUCAUAUUCACUACCAACUACACUAUCGAAUUGGAAACUAUGUAUCCCGGCAUCCUAAAGAAGUUUGACAUGUCCUUCUGGCCUAAAGCCAUCAAGGACUUCUUCUACGGACUUGUGAACGAUAUACUACGCGAGCGCAACGGUCAGGCGUCCAACAGAAAAGAUUUUAUGGACUUGAUGUUGGAGCUGAGAAACGCGGGCGAGAUUCAUGGAGUGAAGCGACAUGAAGACGAUAAAGACAGGACACUUCAGAUCACUGAUGAUGUUAUGGCUGCGCAGGCGUUUGUCUUCUACGCGGCCGGUUAUGAAACCAGCGCAACCACCAUGGGCUUUCUACUACACGAACUAGCCAUGCAUCCUGAGAUACAAGACCGAGUUGCCGCCGAAAUCAACCAGGUUCUCCAGAAGCACGGUGAAAAAGUUACAUACGACUGCAUCAAAGAUAUGACUUACUUGGAACAGGUGUUCAAUGAGACACUGCGGAUGUAUCCAGUAGUGGACCCAAUCCCUCGGCUCGCGAUGAGUCGCGUGGAACUCCCUGAUACUGGAGUGACAGUGGAGAAGGGUAUGGGUGUCCUGGUGUCCGUGAGUGGCAUCCACUAUGACCCUAAAUACUGGUCCAAUCCUACAGAGUUCAACCCUGAUCGGUUUUUGCCGGAAAACUCAAUGGAUAGACAUCCGUGCGCAUUCCUGCCUUUCGGACUCGGACCAAGAAAUUGUAUAGGCAUGCGUUUCGCGCAAGUGCAGUCUAAGGUGUGCCUAGUGAAGCUGCUGCAGCGAUACCGCGUGGAGCCGUGCGCGCUCACACGAAGGCGGCUGGAGUAUGAUCCCGAUCGAUUCGUCUUGAGGUCGAGGCACGGGUUGCCUUUGAGAGUUGUGCCGCGGGCGCAUCAGGCAACGCUUUAG
Molecule: messenger RNA, 1565 nt
Organism: Cydia splendana
Lineage: Eukaryota; Metazoa; Arthropoda; Insecta; Lepidoptera; Tortricidae
Product: cytochrome P450 6B5-like
Exons: 2
Coding region: 33-1565 (510 amino acids)
Molecular function (GO): oxidoreductase activity, acting on paired donors, with incorporation or reduction of molecular oxygen; iron ion binding; heme binding
Source: RefSeq, a predicted model, not a curated record